AUGAAUUUUCUGAAACUUGCUACCUCGAAAGAGGCUAUGGAUUUGUUCAAUGCGGCUCGGAAUACGGUUGCACAAAUGACAGCUAGAGCAACACCGCAAAGAGAUAAGGUAAAUCAAUUUGUGUUACUUUAGCUAUGGAAAAAAGCGAAUAUUGGCUUUAUCACUUUGAAUUUAUUGAAAUUCACGGCUUGUAUAUUCAAACAAAAAUUAGAAACCUUCAAUUUCAAAAAACUAACAGAACAGAAGAUCUUAUAAUUAGAAAAUAGUUUCUCGAAAUUAUGCAAAAAGUAUUUUUGAAAAUGACAAAAGUUGAAAAGCUCCUCUCACAAAAGUACAAUCCCAUUUCAAAAUAUAACUUUUUCAGUUCCCAAAAGCUUUUGACAAAAAAUAUAUGAAACGUGUGGUUACUGAACAUUCCAAUUUAUGGUUCACUUGUGAAAUGAAAGAUGGUGGAUUUGCUUUCGUUUAUAAACCUGGAGACUGGUUGGCCUUUUACAGUCCACAACUAUCAGAUUUGGAUGUUAUGAAAAUAUUCUACACUGAUUUUGUUGAAAUAUCAGAAAGAAAAGGUAUCAAAGACCACGAUAAAAAUGAUUUGAAAAAAACAUAAAUAUACUACAGACGCUGUGAAUAUCAUUAAUAAAAUUGUGGAGAUGAUUGUAGCAAACCCGGAAAGUGAUCCAUUAUACUAUGCAGUUGCAACAGGGCUCAAUAAAUAUGUUGGGCAACGUGUAAAACAAUCAAAUGGUAAAAUAUUGAAUGAUUUUUUGACUAAAAAUGAUGAGACUCCUGCACACAUUGCCGCGAUUCAUAAUCAGGAUAUUAUUAGAAUUCUAGUUGGAAAUGGUUUUGAUUUGACAAAACAAACCAAGGAUGGGAAUAAUAUUGCACAUUGUGCUGCACAAAAUUUACUGGCUAUCAAGGUGAGUUUUACAAAUGUGGAAUUCGCGAUUUUUAGACCACCCAAUCGGGAUUUUAUUAAAAAGGUAGAUAAAAACACGAGCUAUUUGAAAAAAGGCCUAGUGAACCAACAUUUUUUCUAGCCUGCACUUAAAAUUCCAGUUGGGUUAAUUGAAUUUUCAGUCGAACAAAUUUCAUGAGAACUAUUUAGAAAAUGAAAAAUGUAUGGAAUCAAAACUCACAAAAUUUAACGGAAAAAAAAUAUUUUGAUUCAGGCGAUCCGAGAAUCAAUUCAAGACGAAGAAUUUCUGAAAUUGAUAACAACAGAAAACAAGAAAAAAGAAACAGCAAUUCAUCUUAUGAUACAAUAUGAUAAUGUAUUCGAAUAUGUGCUUCGUAAGUUAUAUGUUAAUUUAAAACUAGUUUUUGUUCUGUUUUAUGUUAUUUUAUUGCAUACAAGCACCUUCUAGCUAUUUACAUAACGAUUAAUAAAAAUGAGCAAAGUAAAAAGACAAUUUUUGCAGAAUAUUGCCCUCAAGCAUUUGCGAAAAAAUACGAUUUACCAUUGAUCGGAAUUUUGGAAAGUUAUCAAUUGGAAGAUAUCAAACAAGUGAAAGAGUUGGGUUUUGUUUGCUCACAUUUUUUAUAAAAUGUUGCGUUCUUUUUUUGCAGAAUUUGUCAAAAGUUGAAAGUGUUUGAUCCGCAAUUCGCUGAUCGUCCGAUUAAAUCCGAUGGGUCAACAAUUUUACAUGUUGCAUUAAAAGCAAAGGUUUAGGUUUUCAUAGAGGAUUAUUAUUAGGAAAUAUGGAUUUUUAUAGGUAUUGAAAACGAUUCUAAACGAAAUUCCGGAAGCUUCGAUUGAUAUCAAAGAUUUUAAUGGAAAGAGCCCUCUUCAUGCUGCAGGUUUGUUUUGAGAAUUGUCAAAUCCUAUUGCAAAAAUAUUCAACUCACUUUGAAAUUUUGAAGCUCACAGAUAAUUUUCAGUUCUCCGUGCUGAUCUGGAAGAUAUUAUUGCUCUCAUUUCAUAUGGAGCAAACUUGAAUUCUCGAGAUUCUUCUGGACAAACACCUUUGGAAUAUGCUGUUAAGAAGGAUGAUGAAAAAUCAGUAAAAGCUUUGCUUCUUUUCAAUGCUGAAACUGAUGGAAUGGAUAAAGUUGCUAGAUCACAGUAUGUAAUAGACUUCCGUAAGACAAAACAACUAUUUUUGUUUCAGAAAAAUCAGAAGACUUUUGGAAUCUGGAUCUAUCAAAUACUAUGAAAAUGAAACAAGAGCUUUUAAAUGGCAAGAAGGUAAUUGCCGCGAAAAUAUUUACAAAUCCAAAAAAUUCUUUCAGAUAGCCUUGAUCAUAUUGCGCUGAAAAAAACUGUUGAAAAAUUGGCAUCAGCUGAUAGCUUGACUCAAUUUUAUAAUGCGAUUUCUUUCGAUGGUGGCGGUAUUCGCGGAUUGGUUUCUCUUCAAAUUUUGAGAGAAUUGAGUAAUCGUUUUGGUGAUAGUUUUUUACAAUCAUUCCGAACAUUGGGUGGAACUUCUACUGGGUCAAUUGUGAUUUUGGCUAUUGCAAAAUAUCAGAAUAUUGACAAAGUUAUGAAAUUGUAUUUGAGAUUGAAGGAUGAUAUCUUCAGUGGAACUAGGCCUUAUAAUGGACAAGUUUUGGAAGAAAAAUUGCUGGCAGAAUUGGGAAAUUUAACGCUUUCCGAUAUUGGAAAACACAAAGAAAUGAGGUUUGUGACUUAUUCUUGUAUAUAGAAGAAUUAUAAAAUUCCCUGAUGAUUUUAGGCUUGCAAUAACUGUAACUCGAGUUGACGUAAGUCCCCCAAAACUCGAGGUAUUCCGAAGUUUCUCAAUUCCUCCGAACAUUAGAGAUGAUCGAUUCACAAAACUCGAAAAUUGGACAGCAGCCAAAGUGGCGCGUUGCUCAAGUGCUGCUCCAACAUAUUUCCCGUCAGUUGAUGGAAAAUAUAUGGAUGGAGGAAUUAUUGCCAAUAAUCCGACGUGUGAAAUUUUGUGCGAUCAACAAGCAAUCACUUUGUUAUUGGUUAGUUGUUUAUUCAAAACUACAUAGAUAUCUGAUAAAAUCAAUGAUUUUCAGCCGGAAGCAAAGUCAAGAAUGAAAAUAAUAUUAUCAGUGGGAACUGGAAAAACGCCAACCAAGAAAGCUGAAAAUGUUGAUUUGUCGCUGGGACAAAAUUCGAUUGCUGGAAUUGUUUCGUCGCUAAAUUCCAUUGUUCAUAUGAAAAAUGUGUUUGUUGAUCAGGUGAGAUAUUAGACAACAUAUUAAAAUUAGCUUUGAAAUCAAAGCGAAAAAGUCACCAGAUAAUUGUUAAUCUUUCUACUGAGCCUAAUUUUUUUUGUUUCAGCUAACAUCAGCUGAUGGUGUAAAUGUGGAUCGUGCUCGAAUGAUGUCAUCCUCAAUGGAUAUCGCAUUUUUCCGCUUCUCUCCCCAACUUUCUCAAGAAUAUGAACUCGAUGAAGUUCGAGCCGAAAAUUUGAUCGAAAUGAUGUGGGAAACCAAACUGUAUAUGCAUACCCGUCAUAAUGACAUAAAUAUUCUUUUGAGUCUAAUGAACUAA
Molecule: messenger RNA, 3472 nt
Organism: Caenorhabditis angaria
Lineage: Eukaryota; Metazoa; Nematoda; Chromadorea; Rhabditida; Rhabditidae
Source: the annotation of a GenBank genome assembly